Xiphias gladius (swordfish) is the source of this 1932-nucleotide messenger RNA. It is a transcript of the gene dyrk4, whose product is annotated as dual-specificity tyrosine-(Y)-phosphorylation regulated kinase 4. The record is from RefSeq and is a predicted model, not a curated record. Lineage: Eukaryota; Metazoa; Chordata; Actinopteri; Istiophoriformes; Xiphiidae. The transcript is spliced from 15 exons. Gene Ontology annotation, cellular component: nucleus. Gene Ontology annotation, molecular function: protein serine/threonine/tyrosine kinase activity; ATP binding; protein serine/threonine kinase activity. The coding region runs from base 1 to 1932 and encodes 643 amino acids. Gene Ontology annotation, biological process: peptidyl-serine phosphorylation; peptidyl-threonine phosphorylation.
AUGAGUGCGCCGAACAAGUCAUCAGAGAAAAGGAAUGGCUCCAAAAAUAAGCUGGAUAAACUAUUAAAGGAGAGAAAAGGCACCUUUCCACUUCUGAUCAAGACAUCACGACCGGAGGCCUUCCCUCACCCUCACAGACUCCCAGCGGAAGGAAGCCGGCUUGGAACAAACCGACCCUGCUCACAGAAGUUUGGCCCUGGUGUAGGGACUUUGCCUCAGCUUGAGCCACCGGUGGUUCAGGUGGUGGUCAGCAAUGCCAAAAACCAGCACCAGCAGUCGGACAACAUCCUGCCCCAAAUUGCCAACAAAGGGGGACAAAACAACUUUCAGACUCACUCGGAUGAGUGGCCGAAGCCCAGCCAGCAGUUCACCAUGCGGUUUGGUGCAGCAAUUGAUAAAGUGUCAGUCACUCGCAACAGCAAGACGUUCAGCAACAAGCUGGAGAAAGAGAAGACAUGUGAGGGACAGAGAUUACCCAUGUCACCCAUAGAGGCACUGACGAACUUCCAGGAGCGGCUGACAGAAUUUGAACAGGAGGAAAUCAUGGACUACACAGAGAUCUGGUUCCUGGGUCUGGGCUCUCAGAAGAUUGUGGGUUCCCAAGGAGCACCGCAGAACUCUGGAUAUGAUGAUGAGCAUGGCAGCUACAUCAGGGUGCUGCAUGACCACAUUGCCUACAGGUUUGAAGUGCUUGAAGUGAUUGGGAAAGGCUCCUUUGGGCAGGUCCUAAAAUGUCUGGACCACAAAAACAAUGAACUCGUAGCAAUUAAGAUGAUACGUAAUAAGAAAAGGUUUCAUCACCAAGCCCUAGUAGAGCUGAAGAUCCUGGAUGUAAUAAAGCGGAAAGACAAAGACAACCUCCACAACGUCAUCCACAUGAAAGAGUACUUUUAUUUCCGAAAUCACCUUUGCAUCUCCUUUGAGCUCCUCGGGGUGAACUUGUAUGAGCUCAUCAAAAAAAACAACUUCCAGGGCUUCAGUCUUGCUCUCAUCCGUCGGUUUGCCCAUGCUCUUCUCAGGUGCCUGCAGAUGCUGCACAGAGAGAAGAUAAUCCACUGUGACCUCAAACCGGAGAACAUCCUUCUGUCUCAGAGAGGGCCAGGGAACAUCAAGGUGGUGGACUUUGGGUCAAGCUGUUAUGAACAACAAAGGGUAUACACCUAUAUCCAGAGCCGUUUCUACCGCUCCCCGGAGGUGAUCCUGGGUCACCCCUACAGUAUGGCCAUUGACAUGUGGAGUCUGGGCUGCAUCUUAGCUGAGCUCUACACAGGCUAUCCUCUCUUCCCAGGAGAGAGUGAAGUGGAGCAGAUAGCUUGCAUAAUGGAGGUUCUGGGAAUGCCUCCAAAUGAUUUUGUUCAGUCAGCAUCAAGGAGGAGGUUGUUCUUUGAUUCCAAAGGAAACCCAAGGAACAUCACUAACAGCAAGGGGAAGAAGCGGAGACCCAACUCCAAGGAGCUGUCAACUGUUUUGAAAACUAAUGAUGCUUUAUUCUUAGACUUCAUCAAACGCUGCCUCACUUGGGAUCCAACCAAGCGUAUGACUCCUGAUGAGGGGUUACAGCAUGAUUGGAUCCUGGAGGGAAAUUUCAACAAAGUCCGUCCAAGAACCAGACCUACAGUGAAGAAGGUCUCAGACAGUUCGACCAACACAGACAGACAAACUACUAGCAAGCCUGCAGAGAAGGUCAGCUCAGAAAGCAACACUAACGACAAGCUGAAGAGGGAGAGCUCCGAAACUGGAACAAAGAUGGCCCCUGCCGAGCGCUUGCGGCCCAUUGGGGCUUCAGCAGAGGAGGAGGUGUGUGAGAGCGAUACCAAACAGCAAGGAGGUGGAGAAAGGCCUGUUCACAUCAUCAUCAGGCCUCAAGAGGAAGUGGGCGCAGAGAGGAAAGACAGUCAGGAAUCGUCUCAGUGUUUGCCCCCUGUCAUCUAA